Messenger RNA from Penicillium canescens, 1373 nucleotides. RefSeq lists its product as uncharacterized. The record is from RefSeq and is a predicted model, not a curated record. The transcript is spliced from 4 exons. NCBI's taxonomy places the organism in Eukaryota, Fungi, Ascomycota, Eurotiomycetes, Eurotiales, Aspergillaceae. Bases 31 to 1347 code for a protein of 438 amino acids.
UUUAAUUUAUCUUUAAUCUUUUCUUUCAACAUGAAGCCAGGACCGCUGGAUUUGGGUUAUGCUCGUCCUCUCGAGUUUACCCUGUCGGUCAUCGUGAAAACUAAGCCGAGUCCAUUGGACUUUCAGUUCGCUGCGGAUACACUUGUCUCACAAUGGCCUGUGUUGAAUUUGCGAAUGGACCCAUUGAAAACAAAAUUUCUGGAACCAAAAGAUCCUGGUGAUCUAACAGAUGUCUGGGAAGGGCGAGAGAUGCACCAAGACCUCGAUGAGAUCCUCUACGUAUCCCCUGAGCCGGAUUUCCCACAGAUGAUCGAUACCGAGGCGCUGGAUAAGGCAUUGGAUUUUGGUUACGGGAUUUUGCAGGCAUGGAAGCAGCGAGUCUUCUCCAUCCGAACAGUCUUCUUGAACGACGCCAGCAUAAUAGGAUUCAAGUUCCUGCACUCGCUCUGCGAUGCGAAUGGUGCUUAUGGGAUUAUUCAGGCUUACUGCACUCUACUCCGGGGCGAAAGAAUCAUGCAUACCCUGCACGCUCGACCAUCGCUGUCGCUCAAAUCGGAAGUUCUGGAGAAGUGCGCUGAAAUGAUUGAAUCGCAUCAAAUUGCAGACUUGCACCUGCAUUCUGUGCAUCGAACUUGGUCUGCUGGGAUUGGUGCUUUGGGAAAACAGAUUACAAGGAACAUUUUCUGCCCUUCUGCCCGACGGGUUGGCAGGACCAUGCUGGUACCGCGAGGCCAGAUUCAAGGAUGGGCAAAGGAAGCAGAGAUGCAGAACUCCAAGGUUACCGAUCACGAUUUGUUGGUUGCUUUCAUCUACAAGGCGUCUCUACACCCACCUACUGCCCACAAUUUUGGGCUGGUAGUCGACAUUUCAGAGCAGCUCCAGACUGAAGCUAACCUUUAUAACCCGUGGUAUAUGAUGCCUCUGCCGGACCCAAUGCCAUCUAGCGAAUAUAGUACUCCGUCAAUGACGCGCCUGGCAACACACAUCCGACACACAAUCGACGAGGCACAGCAGCCAGAAUGUAUAGGUGAGGUUGUAGAGCAACAUCGACAGCUCAAGAAGAACCCCAUGGUCCCCAAGACCUACGGUAGCCGAGCCGCGCAACCCCGGAUCGCAUCAUGGAAAGGCCUGCCCCUUUUCGAGAUCGACAUCCAGGGAGAAACCCCGCUUUUUGUUCAGGGCAGUGUCGACUACUGUGGGAUUUUGCGCGAGACCAAGUGCCACUUGGAUGACUUGUUAGUGACGUGGAAAGGACAGGGUCGGGAUGGAGGAGAGGGCGGGUAUUGGAUUCAUGGGAGACUGCCCGAGGCUGUUUGGAAGAGUAUGGCGGAUACUUUGAACUGUUGACAGGUAUUUUCUGUACACGACCGGAG